AGUUAGGUUCCCUCCUUGCGCUGGGGUGGUUUACUUUGUAGCGACCGGGCUCUGCAGAGGGAGGCUCCCGUCUGGGUAAUGGAUUUUGAGAAUCUUUUCUCAAAACCCCCCAACCCCGCCCUCGGCAAAAAAACGGCCACGGAUUCUGGCGAAAGAAUCGAUGAUGAAAUAGAUGAUACAGAAGUUGAAGAAACACAAGAAAAGAAAAUAAAGUUGGAAGUUAAUCUGGAAUGUGAACAAAUUCCCAAAAAAUUUAGGCACUUCAGAAACUCAACAUCAUCAAAGAAUUUGCUACAUAGAAAAUCACGAAGUAAGGACUAUGAUGUAUAUAGUGAUGAUGAUGUCUGCAAUCAGGAGUCAGAAGAUAAUUUUGCCAAAGAACUUCAACAGUAUAUACAAGCUAAAGAAAUGGCGAAUGCUGCUCAACCUCUGCCAUUUUCUGAAGAAUCUAUGAAGAAAGAGGGAGCAAAAGAUACCCAGCAAGCUGCUAAACAAAAAAAUAAAACUAUUAAAGCUGAUCACAAGAGUAAUAAUAAAAAGAAGAAAAUGAAACGAAAAUGGCCUGGCCCUGGAAACAAAGGAUCAAAUGCUUCUCUGAGAAACAGUGGCUCACAGGAAAAGGAUGGUAAACCUAAAGAGAAGCAGCAGCAUGUGAGAAUGAGUCAGGGAUUCAUCAACCAACAUACAGUGGAAUACAAAGGAAAACAAAUUUGUAAAUAUUUUCUUGAAAGGAAAUGUAUUAAGGGAGACCAGUGUAAAUUUGAUCAUGAUGCAGAAAUACAGAAGAAAAAGGAAAUGUGCAAGUUUUAUGUACAAGGAUAUUGUACCAGAGGUGAAAACUGUCUAUAUUUGCAUAAUGAAUAUCCUUGCAAGUUUUACCAUACAGGAACAAAAUGUUAUCAGGGUGAACACUGCAAGUUUUCACAUGCUCCCCUAACUGACGAAACACAGGAGCUGUUGGCUAAACAUUGUAUAGAUGAAGAGUGCUUAUGCCUAUGCCUGUCCAAGACUGGUAAUUUGGAGUAGUUUACAAGAGUCUUCAUUCAAGGCGCCCUCUUGUGUCAUUGGGAUGAUGUGCAGUUUCUUUAAUGGAUGGGCGGGCAGAGGGCUGGUAUCUAAUGUAUAGGAGAAGGGGUUGGCCUUCACUGAGGUGUUCGGACCAUUGGAACAGGAGAGGAGCAUAUAUGGCAGAGAUGCCGGCUGGCGGGUUACAGAAGUCUCUUCUGAUUGAUUUAGUUUUCUCAGUAAAAUAGGAAGCAAGCUAAGGCUGAGUGAGAUGGGUAAAGAGGUAUAGGAGGUUUGAGAAGAGAAAACAGCUUAAGGAAGGCAUUGGUAUAAAAGAUGGACCAUAAAAAUUAGAGCUAAGAUCUCUUCAUGUCAUUGAACACUUUCACAACAUGUUUUUAAUGGCUGUUCACAACUUCAUUUGAGGGUUAAAAUAAAUUAUGGUUUUAUGAUAUUUUAAAAUGAAUUUCUUGUUCUUAGACUUUUUUCCAUUUUUGUAGUGUAAUAUUGUAAUAAGUAAAAUGGAUUCUAGUUUUUCCUGUUAUAUAUAUUGUAAAUAAAAUUGAAAAAUAUCUCAUGCUACACCAUUCCUAAACUUGGAGUUAACUUUUCUAUGUUUUUAUCUCAUUGUUUUGUAAACUGUAGUGAGAUGAUAUGCUCACAUAAAGUAUGAACAUUAGAAAUGUGAUAAUGUCUUUAACACAAUAUUCAAAUAAUAAAUUU
This is a messenger RNA of Nycticebus coucang (slow loris), 1728 nucleotides long. RefSeq names its product zinc finger CCCH-type containing 8 (gene ZC3H8). Gene Ontology annotation, cellular component: nucleus. The transcript has 8 exons. Gene Ontology annotation, molecular function: metal ion binding; RNA binding. Bases 79 to 1026 code for a protein of 315 amino acids. NCBI's taxonomy places the organism in Eukaryota, Metazoa, Chordata, Mammalia, Primates, Lorisidae. Gene Ontology annotation, biological process: negative regulation of DNA-templated transcription. The record is from RefSeq and is a predicted model, not a curated record.